Messenger RNA from Anoplophora glabripennis (Asian longhorned beetle), 1152 nucleotides. It is a transcript of the gene Cdk5alpha, whose product is annotated as cyclin-dependent kinase 5 activator 1. Gene Ontology annotation, cellular component: cytoplasm; protein kinase 5 complex. Gene Ontology annotation, molecular function: protein kinase binding; cyclin-dependent protein serine/threonine kinase activator activity. The transcript is spliced from 2 exons. The coding region runs from base 1 to 1152 and encodes 383 amino acids. Lineage: Eukaryota; Metazoa; Arthropoda; Insecta; Coleoptera; Cerambycidae. Gene Ontology annotation, biological process: activation of protein kinase activity; positive regulation of cyclin-dependent protein serine/threonine kinase activity. The record is from RefSeq and is a predicted model, not a curated record.
AUGGGCACGGUGCUGAGUUUUUCGCCGCGGGAACGCAGGCCCGUGUACACGACUAGCUCGACGGGCGACUUCACCCUCAACAACUUCUCCUACGAGCAGCUGAACAACGUGAAGAACCGCGAAAGCAAAACAAACGUCAGCAUCACUAACUCCAAUAACCACAACCUGAACAACUGCAACAACAUCAACAACAAUGACAACGCGAGGAUCAUCUCCGAGAAGAACGCCUUGGAGAAGAACCUGAAGAAGCACUCGCUCUUCAUAAACGCGUUGUCAUGGAAGAGGUUCUCCACGACGAACAACAACAAAAAGAAGAUGGACAACAACAAGAACAAGAAUAUAACAGUGUUCCGACAGCCCCUAGUUGACAAUAUACACCCGGUGGUGGAUAAAAACAAAAACAUACACCAAAACAAGACCGGCUCGUACUACUCGAACUCGAAGAGCACGUCUGCGCUAGCCUUAGACAUCGUUAGAGUUAAUAACGCUAACAACAACACCAACCACCACAUAAACUGCGAUAAAGUAGGUAAUAAGCAGGCACUCUUGAGUCAAAAUUCCAUCAACUCCCAAAACCAGGUCGUGCCAGUGGCCGCACCUAAGAAGACUGUAAUCCAAGCUUCCACCUCCGAACUGCUUAAAUGUUUAGGGAUGUUCCUUCACACCAAGUGUUAUAAAUUAAGGGAUUUUCAGGCCGGCGAUGCCGUUAUGUGGCUCCGGACUGUCGACAGAAGUCUACUUCUGCAAGGCUGGCAGGACGUGGCCUUCAUCAACCCUGCCAACGUCGUUUUUGUCUACAUGCUCGUCAGAGACCUCGUGGAGAGCGACAUAGAUUGCGAGCGGGACCUUCAAGCCGUAGUCCUCACCUGCCUUUAUCUGUCUUACUCGUACAUGGGGAACGAGAUCUCCUACCCUCUGAAGCCGUUUCUGGUGGAGGAUUCCAAGGAGAAGUUCUGGGACCGAUGUUUAGAUAUAGUUAAUAGACUUUCUUCGAAUAUGUUAAGAAUUAACGCCGAGCCCGGGUACUUCACCGAGAUAUUCACCGAGUUGAAGGCCUGCGGCAUCGGCAACAUUGUAGCUAACAACAUGGCGACGAUGGGUUGUCAAACCGUACCUGUAGUUCCCUGUAAUACCGGCACGACGGUCGCUUGA